This is a messenger RNA of Galendromus occidentalis (western predatory mite), 1752 nucleotides long. RefSeq names its product membrane-associated tyrosine- and threonine-specific cdc2-inhibitory kinase wee-1.3. Bases 8 to 1066 code for a protein of 352 amino acids. Gene Ontology annotation, biological process: negative regulation of G2/MI transition of meiotic cell cycle; protein phosphorylation; meiotic cell cycle. Gene Ontology annotation, molecular function: protein kinase activity; ATP binding. The record is from RefSeq and is a predicted model, not a curated record. The transcript is spliced from 6 exons. Gene Ontology annotation, cellular component: nucleus; cytoplasm. NCBI's taxonomy places the organism in Eukaryota, Metazoa, Arthropoda, Arachnida, Mesostigmata, Phytoseiidae.
AGUCAAGAUGUUGGAAUGCCUCCCUUCCCAUCCUAAUAUAGUGGGCUUCAAACGGGCAUGGCAAGAAGGACAGAAGCUCUUCAUUCAGACUGAACUCUGUCAAGGCGAUCUGGCGAAGUUCUUGAAAAACUUGAUACAAACUUCCUCUAUCAACGAAGAAAUUCCUUAUUUACAACCGGAUUUGAUACCCGAAGACCUAUGCUGGAGUGUCAUGAUCGAUAUUAUGCAAGCAGCAAGACAUCUGCAUCGUCAUAAAAUAGUCCAUUUGGACAUCAAACCCGAGAAUGUGUUCACCGGUAUCGAAGACGGCCGUUUCAAGCUGGGAGACUUCGGCAUCGCUUUCAAUUUCGUUGAUGGGAACAAAAAUAAAGCUGUUGAGGGCGACGGACGAUAUGCUGCUCCGGAGACAUUUAACUUAACCUCGUACACGCCGAAAGCGGACUCGUAUUCGAUAGGCGCCACUGUCCUACAGAUCGCCAUGGGUAUACUGCAUCCAAGACAUGCGCGAUACCAGGACACAUGGGCUGAUCUCAAGUUCCGUCCGGAGGAUUGGAGAAAGAAUUUUGCGGAAGAGAUGAGAGGUAAGAGUGACGAACUCUGGGAAACCCUCCGGUGGCUGUUGGCGAGCAAGCCCCAGGAAAGGCCGAGUCCAGAGGAACUCCUCGAAACCCGUGAAAUGCAGCUCCGAGUUCUCGAACGGGAGAAACAACUCGCGAGGAAUCGCUUCAAGUACAGAAUGAACACUGUAUUUAAUAACGUACUGCAACUCCUUGCGAUCCUGUGCCCUCGACAUCUUCUAUCGAAGUUGCGACCCCUGAUGCGGAAACGUCCUCUGACUCCUUCACAGAGAUCUUCGAUGCCGCAACCACCGGCGACACCGACAUUGUCUUUCAUGGAUAAUCGUUACAGAGAAUCACUCAGAUCCUCAAGCACCCCCAGCCGAGUGCACACCCCUUUGAUCGGCGUGGAUGAGGAGAGUUUAACAGGCAGAGUCAACCUCACGGAACGUUUCACCGAUAUGGAGGAAAGUGAAGAUGCCGGAGAGCAAUUGCCCGAGGACUUCUGAUCCCCUUCCGGCUCGAGUCCUCUCCAGUCCAGGCUCUCCGUCGCAAUCUUAUUCGCAUACUUCAUAUAAAUAAUUCGCCCCGUAUAAGCAGGCGUAUUCUUUAAUACAACGUACCCUCUCCUUUGAACAAAUAUGACGAAGCGAUUGUUCCUUCUAGAAAGAAAAAAGAGUCAUGUCAUUCCGGCUCUAAGAAUCCGAGCGCUAAUAUCUGUGGUCGACUGAAGUCUAGCUUUACUUGACCUAAUUGUUCUUCUUCUCCGACGCCGUCGGAUGCGGUCUCGGUUGUUUGGAAAGGCGACCCCGGCAACCUUAUCCUGCUGUAUGCCGAGAUCGCAGUCCAUACUUUUGUGAGUUGGUUCCCUGCAACGGCCACCCUAAGUGUCUCUUCGCUCGUCCACCGGAUCGAGGAGUUGUUUUCCCGGCUCUCGAAAAAUUUCCAUAUGCCCCCGGUCAAGAGAUAGCGACCGAUGCCGGAAGCAGAGGACGUUCGACGGAGCCGUCCUCACCGACAAACAGCGGAAAUGCUCUCGAUAUGUUUCCUCGAAGUUUUAAUCAUGCAUGUACCAUGGGUGCAGCGAUACGAGGCUAAAGAACACUACUUACACCUGUGAUUGACCACUUAAUAUAUAUGAGCCAAAAUCUGUGACAUUUCUGAAUUAGUAAGAAUAAAAGAAAUAGAAAUUGAA